Molecule: messenger RNA, 2566 nt
Organism: Branchiostoma floridae (Florida lancelet)
Lineage: Eukaryota; Metazoa; Chordata; Leptocardii; Amphioxiformes; Branchiostomatidae
Product: folate receptor gamma-like
Exons: 5
Coding region: 170-928 (252 amino acids)
Cellular component (GO): external side of plasma membrane
Molecular function (GO): signaling receptor activity
Source: RefSeq, a predicted model, not a curated record
CCCUUCGUGCCCCCGAUUUUCCCAUGACCUUUCACCUCUAUGCGAUUCGCGCGAAAAUCUUGCCGAUCUUGCAGGGCAGUGGUGCAGGCUGUUUACCAGCUUCUAGAUUUAGUUCAAGAUCGCUGUGUUCGUCUCUAGACCUUCGUCGACAAUCCUAGAGCUGACAGACAUGAGGGUACUUCCUGUUCUCAUCCUACUGCUGCCCUGGUGCAUUAUGGGCCAGCAGCCAGCAACUGAUGGGAAGACAGAGGAGCAGCUUUUGAACAGCUGUCUGGAUGGAAUGCACCACAAGCAGGUGCCAGGGCCGGAGGGUAGCCUGUAUCAGCAGUGUACCCCUUGGAAGGACCGCGCCUGUUGCCGUGGGAACGUGACAGAGAAGAUGCACCAGGACCAGCUGUUCCCCUACAACUUCCAGUGGCACCACUGCGGCCAGCUGUCCCCUGCGUGUGAGCGACACUUCAUGCAGGACAUGUGCUUCUACGAGUGUUCCCCUAACCUCGGCCCAUGGCUAGUCAAGAUACAGAUGAAGAUCCGUAAUGAGCGGUUUGUGAACGUGCCGCUAUGUGCCUCUGACUGUAACCAAUGGUGGCAGGCCUGUAAGGAUGACAUGACCUGCUCUGGAAACUGGGGGAAGGGAUGGAACUGGACAUCUGGAGUAAAUGAGUGUCCACGUGGGAACCAGUGCAAGACUUUCAAGAAAUAUUUUGGCGACGCCACAAACUUCUGUCAGAAAAUCUGGGACGGAUCCUUCACCGUAGUCGCCGACACAGAGCCGUGCAUGACGCAGUGGUUUGACGGGCUGAACCCAAACAACGCAGUCGCUCGGAAGAGAGCGAAAGAAAUCGUGCAGGCUAGCACCAGCGAGUUGUCUGCAACAGUGAGCUAUGUACUCCUUGGUGUUGGAGUCUUUCUUGCAAGGCUCUGGUAAAGUACACUAUACGGUACAUUGUAUUCUUUUACCUUAAGAACUUUUGGUUUGGGGUGAAGUACAGUCUGCUAUGCAAGAAAUACGGUUGUGACAAGUUUUGUAUAUUGUGUUGUCUUUUACUGGCCUCAAUUGUUCUUUGGUGCUUAUAAUGUGUUUUAGUGCCAUCUGUUCUUGAGUGGACAGUUUUGGUGAUAAAUCAUGACUUAGAAAGGAUAGUAGCUCUGAUGCAGGAUUUAUUUGAUUUACAUAGUACAUACUUUCCAGUUGUGUAUAUUUGCAUGCAUUGAAAAUGGGGCAUAUUCAUUCCAUAUUUUUAUUCUGCCACAGAAAAACGAGGUUCUUUUAGUUGAAACAACCGUUGUGAAACACUCUAAUGUAUAUACGAGAUCGAGAAAACAGAAUGUUUCAGAAUGAUAAAGUACCUGGCUAUUCAGGUAUGAGGCAGUGUUACUGUGAAGGAAAAGUGUUGAUCAGGUUUUCUUCUAAGGCUUAGCUUCUAUUUUAUUACUUCAGCAAGCUCACUCACACCCCAGACCCUCCACUACAAAUCUACGAUGACACUGCAUGUGAAUAUGCAUUUCCAGUACAUUACUACUGUUGUACAGAAUUGUUCACACAAAUUCAAAUAUCACAAAAAAAUGUUGGCUCCUACCAUGAUUGUUUGUUUGUUUGAACCUUUGUUUAUACAUGAUAUAAAACCAGCAUGAAAUUAUUAAGUUACAGAACAUUAGACCCUGAUGUGGACACUGAAUAUCAAUUUUUCAGUAAUGGUAAUACAAACAAUGUUAUAGUUCAAUAUCUAAGGAUGCUUUAUAGCCUACUGUGAGUGCCAUCUCUAACUAAUGCCAUAUAGUGGCAGUGCCAUACUGUAUUAUAGUCUAUAGAUGAUGUAUUUUGUGAUAGAAUGUAGAAAUGAUAAGACAAAAAUAUAGUCUUAAAAACAUGUGAAAUAUGAAACUCAUGCAAAAUCAUACAAAACAUAAAUUCUGGUACAGAAAUACUUUCAAGCCAUCAUAUCUUGAUGACAGAAUUUGGUGUGUAAAAUUAUGGCUUCAUAUCUCACUGAAUUGUUAUUGUUUGUUUAAUCAAUGUUGAAUAUAAAUGUCAUUGAGACAGCAUUUAGGUUUGACAAUACAUGUAUUGUGCAAGCAGAAUUGAAUUGAACAUUGUACAUGCGGUUACUGAAUGUACAUUGUACAAUGUCAGCUGAGUGCUACUGAAGGUUAGACAGGGUACAUCUGUAUUCCCCUGGUGUUGCCAGUCUGCCAACUCAAUUUAGAGUGGAUUACAAAGGCAUGUAAGUCAUUUUAAAAGCAAUUAUGAUGAAUAAUAGCUGAUGAUUUGUUUUGGACGUGUAUGAAGUCCCAGCUGUGUUCUGGACGUUUUGGAGCUGAUAUCGAUAAUAUUUAUGUUACAUGAAAUAUACAGAACAGUGCUUGAUGCACACUGAGUCCUAUCAUUGCUGAAGUAAGGUAGGUUAGCACUUCCAUUUAGGGCCUGGUAGAGUCAUAGAGUUAAGACAUAGUUGUUACCAGAGGUAUGCAAUUAUGAUCUACAUGUUACUUGCUUUGUAUUAAGGACAAUGUUUGCCUUUGUGUAGCCAAGUAUUAAAUGAAAUGCCAUUGUAACGUUACAAUA